Molecule: messenger RNA, 986 nt
Organism: Hibiscus syriacus
Lineage: Eukaryota; Viridiplantae; Streptophyta; Magnoliopsida; Malvales; Malvaceae
Product: auxin-responsive protein SAUR36-like
Exons: 2
Coding region: 297-806 (169 amino acids)
Biological process (GO): response to auxin
Source: RefSeq, a predicted model, not a curated record
CGAUUGCGCCUGCCACUGCCCCGCCCCUUCUCAAAACCCCGUUUCCUCCUCUUGUUGACUCCCACCCCCGAGUUUUCUUUGGUUUAAAUCGUACUAGUAUUUAUAAAUAGGGCAGCUCCUUCAUCUCCCCUGCUUCUACACCUAUAAGAUUCUUCUUGAGGCAGCCUAAACAGAGAGAAAACAAGACAUCUAGGAUUUUCCGAAUGAAAUUCUCGGUUGUGGAAAGGCAUAAAGAUGGCAAAUACACCAACUUCUCUCUCUGAACUCUGCCUUUUAUUAUCGUUGUACCCGUUUCCAUGAGAAAGAUACGAGGUUUCAAGAUCGGGAAACGACUUGUCCGGAUCUCGAGAUGGUUCUUCCGCAAAGCUCGAAACCCACGUGGGUACUGUCGCCUGACACGACUAGGAUCAUUUUCUAAUUCAAACCAUGUCUCGAAGCUCAUCAGUUGGGGUCGCCGCUUGGCUAAAGGGGCUAAAUCCAUAUGCUCUGCCAAACCCGGGGCGGGUUACGUUCAUAUCGGUCAAGACCCAACCAACGAGAAGCUGAUGGAAGUUCCGAAAGGACACUUGGCAAUCUACGUCGGCCAGAAAGACGGCGACUAUCACAGAGUUUUGGUGCCGAUUGUUUACUUCAACCACCCUUUGUUCGGCGAGCUAUUGAGAGAAGCUGAAGAGGAGUAUGGGUUUAGUCACCAAGGUGGAAUCACCAUUCCCUGCCGGUUCUCGGAGUUCGAGAGAGUUCAGACCCGUAUCGCCACCGGAACCGGUGUAAGGAAAUUCGCGUGGAAGCGCCACCACUACCAUUGAGAGGCUACACGAUGCCGGUAGUGAUGGUAAAAAUUGUUGAUGAAGACGAUAAUUAUGUUCAGUCACUAUGAUAAUGAUGUUUCAGGGAUUUUUGGUUUUAAAAGUAGAAUUUUUUACAUUUUCUCAUCUUACUUUUAUAAAUACUUUUAUUGUAAUGGGUCAGGCGUACAUUUAUAGAGA